GGUUGAAAUUUUAUAUCUUGGAGAUCUUGGUUGGUUAAUUGCCACGGCAGAAGGUUCCGUAGGAAUUGGUGUAGAUGCACCUAUUAAAAGUAUACCAAAUAUCGUUAUCGAGAUUAUUAUUGGUAAAUUUUCGUUUGUUAUCGUAGAAUUAUUUGCAGAUGACGCGAUUCCAGUGGGAGAAGUAGUUUUAGUUGUUUUAGAUGGAGAGGGACUUGAGGUUAUGGAAAGAUCCGUAGAAGAGCUGGGAUUGCUUGAACCAACAGGUACUGCCGCCAUCACAGUUGGGGAAGUAAAAAUUGAGGUUAUGGAAGGAUCCGUAGGAGAGCUGGGAUUGCUUAAACCAACAGUUGGGGAA
Molecule: messenger RNA, 355 nt
Organism: Racocetra fulgida
Lineage: Eukaryota; Fungi; Glomeromycota; Glomeromycetes; Diversisporales; Gigasporaceae
Source: the annotation of a GenBank genome assembly